AUGCGGUGGUUACUUUCUUUGCUGGUCUUGGGUAUUUACUAUGGAGCCGUUCAGGCGUUAAGCAGUGCCGGCAGCAGACUGCUGGUUAUACAAGAGGAUGCUUCGGAGAAGCAAUUGUAUUCUACAUUUUGGGCUGACCUUGAAAGACUCGGCCCGGCCUUGACCCCGAAAGCCCUCCUUGACUUUGUCAAUGAAGAUGGAAACAUUAUUCUAGCGCUUUCUGGAGGCUCGCCCACCCCUACGGCCAUAUCUUCCCUUCUCCUUGAACUAGACAUCAAUCUUUCGCCUGAUCGAGCGCCCGUGGUUGCGGACCAUUUCAAUUAUGAUACUCUUUCCUCAGCGGAUUUCCAUGACACACUCCUCGUUUCUCGUCCGGAUAAGUUGCGACCGGAUGUAAAGAACUUCUUUGCUGGUGAUGGAAUUCUCGCUUUUCCAAAAUCCGCGGGACAAUCUCUGGGGACUGAAAGCCCGUUACUCGUUCCCAUCCUUCGUGCACCAAAAACCGCGUACUCUUACGAUACCAAAGAUAUAGAUGCCGCGAUUGAAGGGACUUUUGCGACAGGAUCGCAAAUUGCUCUCGUCUCUGCCAUGCAAGCAAGAAACUCUGCACGUAUCACGGUCUUGGGUUCAGCAGAGAGCUUGCAAGAUAAAUGGUUCUCCGCGACCGUCAAAGGGCCAAAAGAUGGAAAAGAAAGCAAGACCGCGAAUAGAGAUUUUGCGAGACAACUUACCGCUUGGACAUUUAAGGAAACCGGCGUUAUCAGGGUGGGCAGGAUACAGCAUUAUUUGAGCGAGUCGAUAGCAACAACUCCCGCUCUCUUGAAUGAGUCUAAUCCAACCAUUUACCGGAUCAAGAACAAUGUGACCUUCAACAUUGAGCUUUCCGAAUACAGUUAUGAUCACUGGGUUCCCUUCGAUCCCCCCAAAGAUGAUGCUGUUCAACUGGAAUUUACGAUGCUUUCUCCUUUCCACCGCUUAAACCUUAAACCUGUUUACAAGACCGCAACCGGCACCGUUUACGGUACCAGUUUCGUUCUCCCUGACCAGCAUGGCAUCUUCUCGUUCCGGGUUAACUACAAACGUCCAUUUCUCACCAACAUUGUCGAGAAGCACGAAAUUACAGUCAGACACUUUGCGCAUGAUGAAUGGCCGCGCAGCUGGAGAAUCACCGGCGGAUGGGUUUGGAUUGCCGGACUCUGGUCGGUAAUCGGUGGGUUCCUUGCAUUCGUCGUUGUGUGGCUCUAUUCAGCGCCGCCAAGGGAAGAAAGCAUUGUGAAAAAAGACCAGUAG
Molecule: messenger RNA, 1290 nt
Organism: Uncinocarpus reesii 1704
Lineage: Eukaryota; Fungi; Ascomycota; Eurotiomycetes; Onygenales; Onygenaceae
Exons: 3
Coding region: 1-1290 (429 amino acids)
Cellular component (GO): oligosaccharyltransferase complex; endoplasmic reticulum membrane
Source: RefSeq, a predicted model, not a curated record